Budorcas taxicolor (takin) is the source of this 1320-nucleotide messenger RNA. RefSeq names its product cannabinoid receptor 1 (gene CNR1). Bases 1 to 1320 code for a protein of 439 amino acids. Gene Ontology annotation, molecular function: cannabinoid receptor activity. The record is from RefSeq and is a predicted model, not a curated record. The transcript has 2 exons. NCBI's taxonomy places the organism in Eukaryota, Metazoa, Chordata, Mammalia, Artiodactyla, Bovidae. Gene Ontology annotation, cellular component: membrane. Gene Ontology annotation, biological process: G protein-coupled receptor signaling pathway.
AUGAAGUCCAUCCUCGACGGCCUGGCAGAUACCACCUUCCGAACCAUCACCACGGACCUCCUGGGAAGUCCCUUCCAAGAAAAGAUGACUGCAGGGGACAGCCCUCAGCUGGUCCCAGCAGACCAGGUGAACCUCACCGAAUUUUACAACAAGUCCCUGUCCUCCUACAAGGAGAAUGAUGAGAACAUUCAGUGCGGGGAGAACUUUAUGGACAUGGAGUGCUUCAUGAUCCUGAACCCCAGCCAGCAGCUGGCCAUCGCCGUGCUGUCCCUCACGUUGGGCACCUUCACGGUCCUGGAGAACCUGCUGGUGCUGUGCGUCAUCCUCCACUCCCGCAGCCUCCGCUGCCGGCCCUCUUACCACUUCAUCGGCAGCCUGGCUGUCGCCGAUCUCCUGGGGAGCGUCAUCUUCGUCUAUAGCUUUGUCGACUUCCAUGUGUUCCACCGCAAAGACAGCCCCAACGUGUUUCUGUUCAAACUGGGUGGGGUCACGGCCUCGUUCACGGCCUCGGUGGGCAGCCUGUUCCUCACGGCCAUCGACAGGUACAUAUCGAUUCACAGGCCCCUGGCCUAUAAGAGGAUCGUCACAAGGCCCAAGGCUGUGGUGGCGUUUUGCCUAAUGUGGACCAUCGCGAUUGUGAUCGCCGUGCUGCCCCUGCUAGGCUGGAACUGCAAGAAACUGCAAUCCGUGUGCUCAGACAUUUUCCCUCUCAUCGACGAGACCUACCUGAUGUUCUGGAUCGGGGUCACCAGCGUGCUAUUGCUGUUCAUCGUGUAUGCCUACAUGUACAUCCUCUGGAAGGCACACAGCCACGCUGUCCGCAUGAUCCAGCGCGGUACCCAGAAGAGCAUCAUUAUCCACACGUCCGAGGACGGCAAGGUGCAGGUGACACGGCCCGACCAAGCCCGCAUGGACAUUCGGCUGGCCAAGACCCUGGUCCUGAUCCUGGUGGUUUUGAUCAUCUGCUGGGGCCCUCUGCUCGCGAUCAUGGUAUACGACGUCUUUGGGAAGAUGAACAAGCUCAUUAAGACGGUGUUUGCAUUCUGCAGCAUGCUCUGCCUGCUGAAUUCCACAGUGAACCCCAUCAUCUAUGCUCUGCGGAGCAAGGACUUGAGACAUGCUUUCCGGAGCAUGUUCCCCUCCUGCGAAGGCACCGCACAGCCUCUUGAUAACAGCAUGGGGGACUCGGACUGCCUGCACAAACACGCCAACAAUGCAGCCAGCGUCCACAGGGCCGCGGAGAGCUGCAUCAAGAGCACGGUCAAGAUCGCCAAGGUGACCAUGUCUGUGUCCACGGACACGUCUGCCGAGGCUUUGUGA